This is a messenger RNA of Paramecium pentaurelia, 1041 nucleotides long. NCBI's taxonomy places the organism in Eukaryota, Ciliophora, Oligohymenophorea, Peniculida, Parameciidae. The record is from the annotation of a GenBank genome assembly.
AUGUAAAAUAAAAGCAAGGCGGAAACUAAAUAAAAUACGAUUGGAUUGAAUCCUGACGGUAUUUUUGAUCUUUGUGACGAAUUCCCAGUUAAUGAUAACGAUGUUUGUUUUGAAGAAUAUUUUUGGAUAGAAAAUUAUAUUUUAUCUCCUAAUUAAAGAUAUAUUGCUAUUUUUGUGAGAAGAAAUGAAGUUAAAAUUGGAAGCCAUUCAUUAAAAGAAUAUAUCAUUUUUAUUCUAUCUUUAAUAGAUAAUGAAUAUAUCUAUUAUGGAGAAUAUAUUGAAGAAGAAUUAGAAAUCCAAGAUUAUUUUUUUUCAGCUAACUCUAAAUAUCUAAUACAACAUAAGCCUACAAAAUUAUUAUAUAUUAAAGUUUUAAGUAAGCAAAAUACAAGAGAAAAACAGAUAUCAUCUGAAAGUUUUCUAUCUAGUGAAUCUUGCGGUAAUAUAAAUUUAUUAAUUAAUAAUACAACAAUUUUAACUAUUUAAUUAGAAAAUGAUUUUUAAUAAAUAAAAUAAUUUCAAUAUGAAAUCAAAUUUUAUUAGAAGUUAUUUUCUAAUUUUGCAAUCGUAGAAUCAAAUGAUUAAACAUAUAUCAUUUACAUAUAAAAUUAAAAAAUACUGCUCAGAUGGAAUUAAUAAAGUCCUAACAACAGAUAUUUUUGGAAAUCUUUCAUUGUUUAAGGUCAAGAUUAUGCUAAUAAGCUUAGAAAUUUGCAAACUGGCAAAUUAAUAAGGAAUAUACAUCCAAAAUUAGGAUUUCGAUAAUUUUCUUAAGAUUAGUAAUCAAUAUAUUUGUUUUAAAUUGUUGAAAGACAUCCAAAAAUAAAGAAAUAAAAGGAAAAAGUCUAAAAUAUUUUCUCUAGAUUUGAUAUUUUGAAGGGAGUUAAUAAAUAACUAAAUAUCAACAUCAUUCCUUUUGAAAAUUUAUAAACUUUAAAUAAUGAAUAUUAUAUAGAUUAUGAAGAUGUCGAAGAAGUCGAAAAUGGUGCAGAUAAAAUUAAGAGAUUGAGAUACUUUCAUAUCUCUAAGUUAACUAAAUGA